AUGUCAACCUCUUCAGGCGAGCCGCGAAGGCGGUUCGCUCCGAUUCCCAUCGAGACCACCUUCGAAUCCAUUCGUCGCAAGGGCAACCAGCCCACCCCGGGGGGUCAUAUGCCGGAGCUGACUCCGGACCCUUCUCCCCGCGAAGGCUCUCCGAUCGAGGAGACACCUCGGGAGAAAAGGAGGUUUGCCCCGCAGCUCAUCGAAGCGUCCAGACGAGCCAGGCGUGUGGGUGACACGGGCCCGGCCACCAAACCCACCGACAAGACCGACAUUACCCCCUAUACCAAUCACAUCUACGUUCCGAAGAACAAGUCGAGGAGGAAGCUUGCCGAGUUGUCCGGUCCCCAUGACAUGCAGCAGCCCAAGGGCGCCAGGCGCGAGUCCGAGGACGAAAAUGCUUCCGACUACCUCCUCGAGUGGGCCGCGAAGGAAGCCGAGAGGGAGAUGCAAGAGGCCGCCCUCGCAGCUUUCCCCAACAGCCGCGCCCGCGAGGGUGGCGCCGCCCACUUCUACUUCCGCGAGAGCUCGGGCGACGACUCGACCUCUGCCGGCACUACCCCCUUGCUGCCGGGCCGAGUCCGCAAGCCUGUUGGCAACCAUACCCGUGUUAUGCGCCGCAAGUCUUCCGACCUGGGGUACUGGCACAAGUACAUGCAGGAGCACGCCGAGAAGCUGGCGGCGGAGAGAGGCGAGACCGAACUCUCGGAACCCGGCAAGGAUGUUGUCGACGACCUACACCAGCUGGACGACGACGAACUGGACAAGAUAGAGCUCGAAGGGCCGCCGGACCCGCUUUGGUUGACCAGCAGCGACAAAACGUCCGUGGCCUCGGCACCUCUGGCCCGCCACCCGGGCGAAGAUGUCAUGGCGCUGGAUGCGACGGUCGCGACCCCGACCGCGACCGCAACCGCGUCCGCGGACGAAGCACUCCCUCCUGUGCACGAUGCCUCCGUCUCGGACGUCGCUAGCGAAGCCUUUGGCGAGCCUCCUCCAGCGUGGUUCUUCCCCAAGGCGGGCGCCCCUUUUAUCCCCCGCUCGCAAAUACCCGCCGAGACGGGAUUCCGAAAUCAAAAUCAUCAUCGCGGGGGACUCGGUCGGCCUUUCGGCUUCGCUGCCGAAAGGGAGGACCCGCAGUUCAAGAAGAUGCGGAAAGCCGCCUCGCCACCGAUGCUGGGCCGGGAUCUGAAAUUCAGGAAGUGCCCAUCGCCCAAGCACACCAAGCUGGAGCCGGAACACGUCUUCCGAGAGGUACCUAUGGGCGACGAGCUGAACCGGGACGCGUCAGGUCAGCAAGGUCUGUGGAGGGGUUAUUGUUACAGGGGGAGCGACAGCGACGUGGACAUUGUGCCUUCGUCGCUCCAGGCGCCGAAGAUGCUGUCCACUCCGCACCCGCAGGGCCAAUCCGGCGACCCGUUCGCGCGCGCGUUCGGGUCGAAGCUCUCUUCGGAAGCGCCCGUCUCCCCCACGAACGAGCACCGCCUCAAGUCGGGCCAGGCGAAAGGGCUGCACAUGCUCCACGGGAUCGACGACAAGUUGCGGCGCGAGAAGGCGGUAUCCGACCGCGAGGACAAGAUCGCGGCCGAGUUCAACGACCCGUUCGUCACGCAGGUCUUCAACUACCUCUCCCUGGGGUGUCCGGCCACCGCGCGGGCGUUUGACGAGGAGUUGGCCAAGAUCUCGCGCAUGAGCGUCGAGGACCUCGAGAGAGAUGAUGCCGCGCAGAUGGCGGCGGGACAUAUCGUCGAGGCGACGCCGGAGUCUGUCCCCGAGGAGUCGAUGAACCCGAGGUGGCGGGCGCUCAAGUCGUAUAUCCACGAGUGGGCGAGGCAGCAUCCUGACUUGGAUUGUCUGGAUCCUCUGGCCUGGGGUGUCCGCGAGCGGAGGGGCAGUUGGGCGAUAUGA
Sodiomyces alkalinus F11 is the source of this 1902-nucleotide messenger RNA. RefSeq lists its product as hypothetical. The transcript is spliced from 2 exons. Bases 1 to 1902 code for a protein of 633 amino acids. NCBI's taxonomy places the organism in Eukaryota, Fungi, Ascomycota, Sordariomycetes, Glomerellales, Plectosphaerellaceae. The record is from RefSeq and is a predicted model, not a curated record.